GACUAACUCGGAGGCACUCAGGCUCAGAGAUCCUGGGGAAGGAGGUCGAGAUGGUCUAUUUGGGGAGCACAGGGUUGUGAGGGCUGGGCUGUGUUUCCAGGAGGGAGAGGCAGUAGCUAAAAGAGCCUGUGGAGGCAGGGCUGGGAGGGAAACGUCUGAAAGGCUUUGGAACUGGGCCAAGGUCUUUCGGGACGGGGCGUGAGAGAUGCGUGUCUUAAGCUGAUUAAGACCACGUUAUUUUGAGGAUUCAUCAGCAGGCACGCGGUGCCGAUGCCGGAAAUUGUGAGGGGGGAGGAGCGCUCACCGCCGCCUCAGGUCCUCGAAGCGGCUGACUACGCAUGCGCGGCCAACGGCCUCGGGAGAGGCAGCCAAAAACCCACAGCCGCUUUAGAGGUCCGCGCACUGAGAGGCGGAAGUGGGCGGGGCCUAGGGCGCUCCGUGCCGCGCCUGCUUUCCGGCCACGCCCCCAUGGCGGCGCCCCUAGCCCCGCAGGGCACGCCCUGUUGACGGCAGGCUGUUGCCCCCUUGACGACAGGCGGCUUACCCCGUGGGCCUCUACAGAGCGGGCUGGCAGUAGGCACCGCUCCCUGCAGGCUGGGUGUGCCCGAUGCCUGCGGUUUCCUGUAGGAGGAAGCGGUCCGCGGGCGCUCAGCUCGUAGCUUUGGAGGCCCCGGAGGGGGAGAUCCCCCCACCGCCCUCGGGUCCCCUGAUUCUCCCCCUUCUAUAGGGCCCUAGCAUGGGGGACCCCCUGCCCCGAACACCCCCGGGGUGCCCAACUCUGGCGCUGAUUCCGCUCUGGGAGCUUGAUUCAGAGUCCUAGCCUCCUGUUCCCCACCUUCCCCCCUCAAAUUCCAUCUCCCUAGACCCUAGUCCCCAGACUCCUCCCAGGACCCAGGUCCAGUCCCCUUGCCUCCUUGAAGAGCAUACGAUCUCAGUCCCUCAUUGUUCCCCCAGUGACCCAGGCUUUCUAACUUACCUGGGGAACUGAUUUCAGACCUCCAGUCUCUUGUCCUUCUCAAAGAUGUAAACUGGAACUUCUUUAUUCCCACCCCCAGGGACCUUCAUUUUGUACCCCCAACUUUGUAGUCUUGGGACCCAAUGGACCCAAGAUUUUGCCCCUUCCCCAAGUCCUAGAGACCUUGAUCUUGGGUCUCCCAGUACUGAAUCCACUCAGGGCCCCAGUGUCUGGUAUGACAAGCACAUAACAACAGUGCUUACUUGGUGCCGGGCACUCCUCUAAGAACUGCUCCAUGAUGUAUUUACUAUUAUUAUUUCGAUUUUACAGAUAAAGAAACUGUGGCAUAAAGAGAUUAGUAACUUGCCCCAAAUCACAGCUAAUGAGUAAAGCAGUUUCAAUUUGAAUCCAGCCAGCGUAUCUCUAUAGAGUCUGUGCUAUUGUGAUUUCCAGGUCUCCCGAGUACCCACCCAGUCACUGAACUGCCCUUCCCUCACCCCCUCAGGGAGCCCAGAUGACCAGCCAUUCUCCCUCCCUCUAGCUCUGGCCCAAUCAGAUACCCAGACAUCCCAUCGUUCAGUUCCCUUCCCUUGUACUGACCCAGGAUUUCAGUUCUCCAGCUCUUAAUUCCAUAUUCCAGAUAUCUGGUUCCCUGUCCCUCAUUUUUCACCAAGCACCCAACCCUGCCAAGAGACCCAGGUACUUAGUGGUGAUCACCCCCCACCGUAAUUCAGUAACCCAAGAAUUAAAUAACAAUGAUAACAAUAAUAGUUGACAUUAAGUCCCUGGUACUGCACUUCUGUUUAAAACCCUCCACUGGUUUCCAACUGCACUUAGAAUAAAAUCCAAACUCCUCCUCUAGGCUUCAAGGGCCCUCUUUGAUUUCCCUUCCUACCACUCUCUCUCGUUCCCUAUGUUCUGGCCACACUGGCCCUUCUGUCUUCUUCUCAAACAACCUGAACUUGUUCUCAAAGGCCUGUGCACGUCCUCUCCCUGCCCCGCAUUCAGAUGACUCCCGUCUGCAAGUCUCAGCUCAGAUGUCACCUCCUCAGAGAGGCCUGGCCAGAUCACCAUUUUAAGUAGCCUCCCAUCAUUAGCAGUCUAUUUUAUUUCCUUCAAAGCCUUUAUCACUAUCUGAAAUCUAUCUUCUUCACGAUGUUUUGUCUUUAUCGUCCCUCUCCCUCAACUAGAAGGGAAACUCCAUAAGAGCAGCAGGGCUCCCAUCUGUUUUCUUCAUUAUUAACUCCUGGUUCAUAAUAGAUGUCCAAUGAAUGUUUGAUGAGGAAAGGAAUAAACAUGUUAGGUGUGUUAGUGUACUGGUAUUACCUUAUUCGUUUAGAAUAAGUAUCAGAAUUAUUAUCAGUAUUAGUAUAUUGUCAGUAUUAUGAGUAGUAUUGUACCCACCUCAUAGAUUAGGAAACUGAGGCUCAGAGAGUUGAAAUAAUUGGUCAAGGUCCCCCGGGCAGGAAACAGUAGCCCUGGGUUCUUAACUUCCACCUCCUGCCCCCUUCUGGAGUUCCACACUUCCUCAUAUCCCAUCCCCUGACCCCGACCAUGGUGCCAACGCCACCAGCCCUCACCUCACUCCACGCUGCAGGAAUCUGGCCUCAUCCCUCAGUCUCCCAUCCCUCUGAGGAUUCAUUCCUAAGCCCCAUCAAGGAAAGCAGACAUCAGUCUCAGGACCAGUCCCAGAGCAGAGGCCUGAGAAUCAAAUCCUCCCACCCCUGAUGCUUGCCCCACCUGAGGGCCCCAGCUCUGUUCCCUUCCUGCCAAGGACACAUCAUCUCAACCGCAGGAGGGAGCCCCAGAAGAUGCCUGUCUGGGGGCAGUGGGUGGGGGCCCAGAGAAUGAGGAAUCCGAGUGCCUGGGCCCUCCCUCUGGCUGCAGACCUCAGCUGGGUGUGGUGAGGGUGGGUAUAAAAGGGUCAGUAUAUAUUGAGAGGAGCAGAGAAAGAGAAACCAGGAGAGUGAGGAGAGAGAGGAGGAAGGAGGUACAGACAGUGAGGACAGGACCGAGAGAGACGAGAGGCAGAAGGAGAGAGAGAGGGAGAGAGGCAGAAGGAGAGAGAGAGGGAGAGAGGGAGACGGGGAGAGAAAGAGAGUUCCGGGAUUGGAGGGGAGAAGGAGGGAGAGAGCAAGAGAGGAGAGGGAGGGAGGGAGGGAGAAAGGCGGUGAGAGGCGGGGGCCUCGACAGGGUGGAAGGAGGGAGGAGAAGGGCGGGGCACGGAGGCCCAAGCGAGGGACCAGACUCAACUCUGACUUUUUCCGCCGCGCUCGAAUUCAGACAUGUCCCCCGCCCCUGUGCCAACCUCUUGACGUGAUGGUCUCCUGACGUCCCCACCCAGGCUUCCAGCGCAGCCAUGUCACUCCUCCUGCUGGUGGUCUCUGCCCUUCACAUCCUCAUUCUCAUCCUGCUUUUCGUGGCCACUCUGGACAAGUCCUGGUGGGCCCUCCCCGGGAAGGAGUCCCUGAAUCUCUGGUACGACUGCACAUGGAACAGUGACAACAAAACGUGGGCCUGCAGUAAUGUCAGCGAGAAUGGCUGGCUGAAGGCGGUACAGGUCCUCAUGGUGCUUUCCCUCAUCCUCUGCUGUCUGUCCUUCAUCCUGUUCAUGUUCCAGCUCUACACCAUGCGGCGAGGAGGGCUCUUCUAUGCCACUGGCCUCUGCCAGCUUUGCACCAGCGUGGCGGUGUUUACCGGGGCGCUGAUCUACGCCAUUCAUGCCGAGGAGAUCCUGGCGGAGCGCCCAUCAGGGGGCAGCUUCGGUUACUGCUUCGCCCUGGCCUGGGUGGCCUUCCCCCUCGCCCUGGCCAGCGGCAUCAUCUACAUCCACUUGCGAAAGCGGGAGUGAGGGCCGCGCGUCCCCUCGUCUCCCCAGCCGGCUCCCGGCCCCUCCACCUCACCCCGAAGCCCCCACCCCGCCUCCAGAAAAUAAAACCAU
Messenger RNA from Globicephala melas (long-finned pilot whale), 3896 nucleotides. It is a transcript of the gene EMP3, whose product is annotated as epithelial membrane protein 3 (MAM blood group). The record is from RefSeq and is a predicted model, not a curated record. NCBI's taxonomy places the organism in Eukaryota, Metazoa, Chordata, Mammalia, Artiodactyla, Delphinidae. Gene Ontology annotation, cellular component: plasma membrane.